Acaulospora morrowiae is the source of this 362-nucleotide messenger RNA. Lineage: Eukaryota; Fungi; Glomeromycota; Glomeromycetes; Diversisporales; Acaulosporaceae. The record is from the annotation of a GenBank genome assembly.
AAGAGCUUCCACCAGAUCGCGAAAUAUUUUUGUUGGUGGACGUGCGUUUCCUGAUUACCGAAGAAUUAAAUCGGAAUAUAUCGAGUUCGGGAUCUUGGCACGAACAAUAUAAAGAUUCACCAUACAUAUUUAUUGGAAAUAUCCCUUUCGACUUAACAGAGGGCGAUAUAAUUUCAGUCUUCUCUCAAUAUGGAGAGGUUUUCGAUAUUCAGCUAGUUCGCGAUAAAAAAACCGGUGUCUCAAAAGGAUUUGCGUUCUUGAAAUAUGAAGAUCAAAGGAGUACUAUCUUGGCUGUCGAUAAUUUAAAUAACAUUAAUGUAAUAGGAAAAUUUUUCUUCACGGUUGUUUGUGUCAUUGAUGAU